Molecule: messenger RNA, 555 nt
Organism: Pogoniulus pusillus (Red-fronted tinkerbird)
Lineage: Eukaryota; Metazoa; Chordata; Aves; Piciformes; Lybiidae
Gene: TIMM13
Product: translocase of inner mitochondrial membrane 13
Exons: 3
Coding region: 136-441 (101 amino acids)
Source: RefSeq, a predicted model, not a curated record
CUCGGUGGGGGCUCGGUGCCGCCGCGGUGCACGCCGGGAGCUCGGUGGGGGCUCGGUGCCGCCGCGGUGCACGCCGGGAGCUCGGCGCCGCCGCAGCCACUUCCGGCAGCGUGGGGCCGCCCGCGGGACUGCGGCAUGGAGAGCAGCUUCGGCUCCGACUUCGGCUCCGAGUUCGGCUCCGGGGGCGGCGGGGGCGGCAAGCUGGACCCGGGGCUCAUCAUGGAGCAGGUGAAGGUGCAGAUCGCCGUGGCCAACGCGCAGGAGCUGCUGCAGCGCAUGACGGACAAGUGCUUUCGGAAGUGCAUCGGGAAGCCCGGCGGGGCCCUGGACAACUCGGAGCAGAAGUGCAUCGCCAUGUGCAUGGACCGGUACAUGGACUCCUGGAACGCCGUGUCGCGGGCGUACAACGCUCGGCUGCAGCGGGAGAGAGCCAACAUGUGAGGCGCUCGGCGGCCGCGCCGGGCAGGGACCAUGCGGGCGGGGGCCGGGGCUGAGCUGCUGCUGCCUCCCGGCCCCUGCCGCGGCAGAGCAAUAAACCUCGCGGAGCCUGCUGCA